This is a messenger RNA of Alosa sapidissima (American shad), 884 nucleotides long. RefSeq lists its product as uncharacterized. The transcript has 2 exons. The coding region runs from base 3 to 656 and encodes 217 amino acids. The record is from RefSeq and is a predicted model, not a curated record. Gene Ontology annotation, molecular function: protein dimerization activity. Lineage: Eukaryota; Metazoa; Chordata; Actinopteri; Clupeiformes; Clupeidae.
AAAUGAUCCUUGUUCUUUGCAGAAAUUCUCUCCAUUCCAUGGUUGAGCUAAUCAGGGUAGCUGACUCUCCGCCAACAAAGAGGCGUCGGAGACUUACUCCAAAGGGGUGUGAAGACAUUGCAGCCGAGGUGUGUGAUGCCAUAAUGAGACACACUAAAGAACGCUUCCACUUCACGGCCCACCUAGUCAGUUCCAGCUUGCUGCAGGCGGACAAGUUUCCAUUCUAUAAGACAACAUUUCCUGAAGAUGCACUUAACAGCACCUUGAGGGCCUACCCAAUGCUUAAUGGAAACAAGCUGAAGGCAGAGCUUAGUGUCAUCUACAGCAAGGAAGAGUUCAUAGCCUGUCGUGGUGCUGUAGACCUCUUCCAGCUGUUUAUGGAAAAUUUUCUUGAAGAAGUAUUUUCGGAGACCGUCACUCUCCUAAAGAUCCUCAUCACCAUGCCCAUGACCACUCCAGAACCUGAGCGAUGCUUCUUGAAGUUGAAAAGAAUUCAGACGUUUCUCAGAAACACCACGACCCAGGAGAGACUGAAUGCCUUAGCCAUGCUCUCAGUGGAGAAUAGACUGGUGACUGAGAUGAUUGACUUCAACCAGAAAGUCAUUGAGAAAUUUGCUGCCCAGAAUGAAAGGAAGGCACAGUUCAUGUUCAGCUAGUGCUGGCGGCAGCUGCCACGGCAACAUCACAGGGUGCUCAUCAUCACUGAGGUGCUGCUUCAGUUUGUUUGCUUGUUCCAAAACUGCCCUCCUCACCAAACCAAAGUUGCCAGCCACCACUGGUUAUAAAGUGGUUAUACUGUUGAUGUUAUGACAUUUUCUGGGGCUUUUUUUUAUGCCUUUAAUGUGACCGGACAGUGGAGAAUGACAGGAAGCGAGUGGGAGAGA